GGUAACUGACGUUUGUUGACAUCUAGCCUGUGUGCGCUCUGUUCAGCCACGAUGAGAAUCUCUAUCACUGCCGUUCUCCUCGUCCUGGUCGCCAUCGCGGCUGUUACAUCUGCUGCUCCAGUAUCAGGAGAGGAUGGUCACGGCGACCGCCACAUCCGCGCCACGUGUGACCUGCUGAGCGCCUUCGGCGUAGGGGACUCUGCCUGCGCCGCGCGCUGCAUCGGCAUGCGGAAAGGCUUCAGGGGCGGCUACUGCGAUAAGGGCGUCUGCCACUGCCGCAAAUAGUCCGUCGUCAUUUGAGCAACACUGCUGUCAUCGAGGACGUUACAUCAUUAAAUGUACAUAAUCGUCAUACAUGAGUGUUAUUAAAUACGUUUUUUCG
Schistocerca gregaria is the source of this 382-nucleotide messenger RNA. RefSeq names its product defensin-like. The transcript has 2 exons. Gene Ontology annotation, biological process: defense response to bacterium; humoral immune response. Bases 52 to 285 code for a protein of 77 amino acids. The record is from RefSeq and is a predicted model, not a curated record. NCBI's taxonomy places the organism in Eukaryota, Metazoa, Arthropoda, Insecta, Orthoptera, Acrididae.